Terrapene triunguis (Three-toed box turtle) is the source of this 2601-nucleotide messenger RNA. RefSeq lists its product as uncharacterized. NCBI's taxonomy places the organism in Eukaryota, Metazoa, Chordata, Testudines, Emydidae. Gene Ontology annotation, molecular function: serine-type endopeptidase activity. The record is from RefSeq and is a predicted model, not a curated record. The transcript is spliced from 19 exons. Bases 1 to 2463 code for a protein of 820 amino acids. Gene Ontology annotation, biological process: proteolysis.
AUGGGGAUGCAAAUGGUCUGGUACGUGUCCAUCUGUUUCAUGGCAGCAAGAUGCUCAGGUGCUCAGAUCAACCAAACCCCAAGUCUGGUCCUGAAAAAGGGACACCGAGCCCAGCUCAUAUGUGAACAAACCUAUGGGCAUAGCAACAUGUUCUGGUACCGGCAGGACCCGCGACAGGGUUUGCAGCUGCUCUUCCUCUUUGUUCAUAAACAACAAACAGACAAAGGAGGUGCAGAUGUCAGCUUCAAUCAGACACUGAGUCUGGUACUGGAGAGAGGAAAAACAGCGGAGCUACAAUGUGAACAAAAUAUUAAUUAUGAUUACAUGUACUGGUACCAGCAGCUUCAGGGCAAAGGAUUGCACCUGAUCUAUUACUCCUAUGAUACAGCUAAAACACUGAGUCCUCACUUAACCACCAGUAACAACCAGGCCUUGUCUAGACCUGGGGAAAAGGGUGAUGAUAGUGCAGAGGGAUUCACAGCCUCCCACCCUGAGAUCGCACUCUUUCACUUGACUAUCUACCCUGUGACAGCAAAUCACUCUGCUGUGUUUUUCUGCACCAACAGCAGACCUACAGCUGAGCUACACAAUGACCUUCCAGAACUCCUACAGUGCAUGAAUGUUCCUGUCCUAACGGAUACAGGCAAAAUCACUGAAAAUAUGAUGUUCCUGGGAUACCUGGAGGGUGGCAAAGACUCCUGCCAGCAAAACCUGUCACAGCUAACAGUGCUCACUAACAGCGACACCAUGAAGUUUCUCCUGAUUCUUGCCUGCUUAGGAGCAGCAGUUGCUGUCCCUGUUGAUGAUGAUGACAAAAUCGUGGGGGGCUACACCUGCUCUGUCCCCUACCAAGUGUCCCUGAACUCUGGGUACCACUUCUGCGGGGGCUCUCUCAUCAACAACCAAUGGGUCGUGUCAGCUGCUCACUGCUACAAAUCCCGCAUCCAGGUGAGGCUCGGGGAAUACAACAUCGAUGUGUUGGAAGGGGACGAGCAGUUCAUCAACUCCGCUAAAGUAAUCCGCCACCCCAAAUACAAUUCGUGGCUCCUGGAUAAUGACAUUAUGCUGAUCAAGCUGGAUACCCCAGCUGCCUUGAACUCCCGUGUCACAGCAAUCUCUCUUCCUUCUGCCUCUAACUACCCCGAGCUUCUCCAGUGUCUGGAUGCUCCAGUCCUGACUGACGCUGAGUGCAGUGGUGCUUACCCAGGACAAAUCACUACAAACAUGAUCUGCGUGGGAUUCCUGGAGGGUGGCAAAGACUCCUGCCAGGGCGAUUCUGGUGGCCCAGUCGUUCCAUGUGGUUUUUGCAACUCUCCUGCCUCACUGUGUAACAACCGAGAGCAGUAUUUCGGAGACGGGACCAGGCUCACAGUGUUGGAGGUUGGGCUCAAUAUCACCUCCCCCAGAGUGGCCAUCUUUCCCCCAUCAAAGCAGGAAAUCAAAGAGAAGGGGAAGGCCACUCUGGUGUGCCUGGCCACAAAGUUCUACCCCGACCACAUCAAGCUGUUCUGGGAGGUGAAUGAUGCUGAGAGGGAAGACGGGGUGAGGACAGAUGAGUUUUCCACUUGGGAUGAAACAUCAAAAUCAUACUCGCUGACCAGCCGCCUGAGGAUCUCAACCCAAGAGUGGUUCAACUCCAAGAACAGUUUCCGGUGUGCUGUGAAGUUCCACCUGGAUGAGAUCCAGUAUGAAGUGAUCAGAGGUGGAGAUGGAUGUGGCAUCACUGAAGAAUCCUACAUGCGAUCUGGCAACUCUACAAAGCUCACCUACCUGGUGCUCUUGUGGAAAGCCAUGCUCUAUGCCUUGCUGGUGAGCGCUCUGGUGUGGAGAGUCAAGAGUUCUAAAGAGGGCAUUGAAUCUGCCUCUAGAAGCAUCUCCCUCCUCACACAACACAUUCAGAGUCAGAUACAUGGAUCCAGGAGGGGUUGUUGGCACAAGGCAGGACAAGGUUUGUGCAGGGCUCUCUGUGUCAUCUUGAUUUCUGUUCCAGAGGAUGUGUCCAACAUCAAUGCCCCCAAAGUGGCCAUCUUUCCCCCAUCGAAGCAGGAGAUCAAAGAGAAGAGGAAGGCCACCCUGGUGUGCCUGGUCACAGGUUUCUACCCUGACCACAUCAAGCUGGUUUGGUGGGUGAACGGUGUUGAGAGGAAAGAGGGGGUGAGGACGGAUGAAUCUCUUAUGGACAAAACCAAAAAAAAAUACUCGUUGACCAGCCGCCUGAGGAUCUCACGCCAGGAAUGGUCCAACCCCAAGAACGUAUUCCAGUGCCGUGUUGAAUUCUACGGGAUUGAGAAACAAACAUAUGAUGAAGUCAUCAGUGGUGUAGCUGAUUGCAGUGUCUCAGAAGAGUCGUAUCUGAGAAGUGCCAUGGCAGGCAAGAGUGUGUACGUUCUGCUCAUUUUCAAGAGUGCCUUGUAUGGGGUCUUUGUGAUGGGGCUAAUGCUAAGGAACAAGCAAGUGCAGUAGAAGAAGCUGACCCAAGGUGGAUGACACAACUUCCUGGAGAAAGAAGGAGCUGCAGCUGCAUUCGUUUUACAAGUCCUGAUUUUUUUCAGAAACCAGCACAGCACUUAGGCUUUUGUUACAAUAAAUGUACAAAGACAG